CGUUUUACUAUUUUACACUGACAUCGCCUCUCUCUCUCCGCCGUGAUUGUCAUCAAUUUUCUCUCUCUCUCCGGAUCGAUCUCUCUUUCUCACAAUGCAAUCAGCUGUAGCUCUUCCGUUCUCCCAAACUCCACUUACCAGACCCAGCCGCCUGCUCGGAUCAACCGGUUCCAUCUUCUCAACGCCGAGGAGUCUCCGGUUCUGCGGACUCCGACGUGAGGCGUUUUGCUCCUCGCCUUCGACUCAUCUGACUCUUCGCAGCGACCGAGUUCGCAUCCCAAGCACCAGAUUCAAAGUCUCCGCUGCUGCCACGACUAAUGGCGCUCCUCCGCCCAAGAGUUUCGACUACGAUCUGAUCAUCAUCGGAGCUGGUGUCGGCGGCCAUGGAGCUGCCUUACACGCCGUUGAAAAGGGACUUAAAACUGCAAUCAUUGAAGGAGAUGUUGUUGGAGGGACUUGCGUUAACAGAGGAUGUGUCCCUUCCAAAGCUCUCCUUGCUGUUAGUGGUAGGAUGCGGGAGCUUCAGAACGAACAUCACAUGAAGUCCUUUGGUCUUCAGGUUUCAGCUGCUGGGUAUGAUCGUCAGGGUGUGGCAGACCAUGCUAAUAACCUUGCUACCAAAAUUAGAAACAAUCUGACCAAUUCAAUGAAGGCACUUGGUGUUGACAUUUUGACAGGAUUCGGCAGUGUUCUGGGCCCACAAAAGGUUAAAUAUGGCAAGGACAAUAUUAUCACUGCCAAAAAUAUAAUCAUUGCCACUGGAUCUGUGCCUUUUGUCCCUAAAGGAAUUGAAGUUGAUGGAAAGACUGUUAUCACCAGUGACCAUGCCUUGAAGUUGGAGUCGGUCCCUGAUUGGAUUGCGAUUGUAGGAAGUGGUUACAUUGGUCUUGAGUUCAGUGAUGUUUACACAGCACUUGGAAGUGAGGUAACUUUUAUCGAAGCACUGGAUCAGCUAAUGCCUGGAUUUGAUCCUGAGAUCAGUAAGCUAGCUCAGAGAGUUUUGAUAAAUCCUAGAAAGAUUGACUAUCAUACUGGAGUCUUUGCUAGCAAAAUUACUCCAGCAAAGGAUGGGAAACCAGUUAUGAUUGAGCUUAUUGAUGCAAAAACCAAAGAACAUAAGGACACGUUGGAGGUAGAUGCUGCUCUUAUUGCUACUGGAAGAGCUCCAUUCACCAAUGGCCUUGGCUUGGAAAAUGUCAAUGUCGUGACGCAGAGAGGUUUCAUACCUGUCGAUGAGCGAAUGCGUGUGAUUGAUGGAAAUGGGAAACUGGUUCCCAACUUGUACUGCAUCGGUGAUGCCAAUGGUAAACUGAUGCUUGCACAUGCAGCCAGUGCUCAAGGAAUCUCUGUGGUUGAGCAAGUCACUGGUAGAGAUCAUGUGCUUAAUCAUCUAAGUAUUCCAGCUGCUUGCUUCACUCAUCCUGAAAUUAGCAUGGUGGGAUUGACUGAGCCACAAGCGAGAGAGAAAGGCGAGAAGGAAGGGUUUAAAGUUAGUGUUGCCAAGACAAGUUUCAAGGCUAACACAAAGGCUCUAGCUGAAAAUGAAGGAGAAGGAAUAGCCAAGAUGAUAUACCGACCUGACAACGGUGAGAUUCUAGGAGUUCAUAUCUUUGGGCUGCAUGCUGCUGACCUUAUCCAUGAAGCAUCCAAUGCCAUUGCUCUAGGAACACGCAUUCAGGACAUAAAACUGGCAGUUCAUGCGCAUCCAACAUUGUCUGAAGUUCUAGACGAACUGUUCAAAGCAGCCAAGUUCAAGUUUCAGGUUGAAGGUCACGCAACAACAAAGACAGUAAGUGAAAAAGUGGCUGUAUAAAAGCAACCAAAAAAAAGUUAUUGGAGGGGAAACUGAAAAGGGUUUUUGUUGAAGAAAGAAAAUUUGUGAUUGUACUUUAGGGAGAUGCGAAGAUAAAGCUAAACAUGAACGAGGAUGGUCCAAGAGGGCCUAGUGAUGAUGAGAAACAACCUUCAUUGAGUAAAGACUUAAUCGUUAGAUCUACAAGCCUGUCUUCUUUCGUUGAGGAUAUUUAUGCUCGAGUCAUGUCUCUCGUUUCACGUGUAUUUGUUUAGUAGUUUCGAAUAUGGACAUUGUGCUUUUGUUUUUAUGUGUGGAAGCUAUUAUUUAGUUUGGAUA
This is a messenger RNA of Brassica napus (rape), 2131 nucleotides long. RefSeq names its product dihydrolipoyl dehydrogenase 1, chloroplastic. Gene Ontology annotation, molecular function: flavin adenine dinucleotide binding; dihydrolipoyl dehydrogenase (NADH) activity. The transcript has 15 exons. NCBI's taxonomy places the organism in Eukaryota, Viridiplantae, Streptophyta, Magnoliopsida, Brassicales, Brassicaceae. The record is from RefSeq and is a predicted model, not a curated record. Bases 95 to 1813 code for a protein of 572 amino acids. Gene Ontology annotation, cellular component: oxoglutarate dehydrogenase complex; mitochondrion.